AUGCCUUUUAGACCGCUUGUUUGUGAGUGGAUGAGCUGCACUCGAGCCAUCAAUCAAAGGCGACAAUGAAGCUCAGCAUCGCACGGCAUAUCUCUUGGUUACAGCAACAAUUGCUCUCUUCUCCAGAGGCUUCUUGUCGAGACCAUGGGCGUCCAGCGUGGAAAUCAAGGGCAUGGAUAGGUUUCUGGACAUCCUGUACGACGACAGACGGCGAAAAGAUGGCAGGGGUAUUCUUACGUGUAAGCUUUGCGCAGUGCAAAUUCCAUCAAAAUGACAGGGAGAUGCUAAUCGUCUCCUGCUGCCUUUACUUGUUUGCUCCUUUUCAGACGCCAAUCACAUCUCUGUGUAAGUGAGAGAUCGACUCGCUACAAGGCGUCGCUUGCACUAAGUUGCAGUCCUGUAUCUCAUGGUCGUAGAAUGGAUGAUCCCACAAUCUUUGGCAAGAUGCCUUUCAGCACCUUCCAGCGACAAGAGACCACGCGCUGGACUUUGGGCGCAGCGGACAUCAUGUUCACCAAUGCGUGCGUGUAUGCGCCACAAUUUCCUGCGACACUCCGGCUGACCGUCCAACCUCUUCUUCGACCUGAUGCCCAUAGACUUUUCAGGUACUUUUUCACGCACGGUCAGGUGUUGUCUACCGAUCGAGGGCGAGGGGUGUUCCAACCUUCGAUAGACACAGCAAUAGACAAGCUCUUGACGGGCCAAUGGGUGCACAUAUUCCCAGAAGGUUAUGUCAACAUGUCCCGCAAGGCCAUCUGUCGCAGGUUCAAGUGGGGCAUUGGAAGACUGCUGCUCGAAUCUCAUCGAGAAAAGACGCCAAUCGUGAUACCCAUCUGGAUCGAGGGGCUGGACGCCAUGAUGCCUGAACCUAGGAAUCACCCGAGAUGGAUGCCUAGACCGGGUGCAAACAUCAAGAUCACUUUCGGUGAUCCUGUAGAAUCUACGCUAGGGCCCUUGCUCCCAUCCAAGGCACCAGCAUGGCAAACAGUGUCAUCGCCGGUUUCCUCAAAUCAAGCUGCAAGCAAUGUGUCUCUGUCUGACUCGCGUUCCAUCUCGCGCGCAAGCAGCUCUUCGAUAUCAGACGACAUUUCUUCCUUCUCUUCGUCAAUUGACGCCGAUUACCCAGCGCCAACCUCGGACAAGUAUCCCCCACCCACUCCGCUAGCUCCUCCGCCGCCUGGCGGCUACGCUUUGCCACAAGCAGGCAGUCGGUCCCACAACUCUUUAGCUUCCGGAGCAGAUCAGCCCGAAGCCAGGUUGCUUCGCAGCCGGCUGGCUGCAGCACUUAGGGCUCGCUUACUUCAGCUAGGCGAGAAGAGCGCGGGAAAGGAAUUGAGAGGGUUGGUGCAUACCCUCAUGAAGGAGGAGAGGAUAGAGUAG
Messenger RNA from Ceraceosorus bombacis, 1380 nucleotides. Lineage: Eukaryota; Fungi; Basidiomycota; Exobasidiomycetes; Ceraceosorales; Ceraceosoraceae. The record is from the annotation of a GenBank genome assembly.